CUUCUAGCCCCUCCUCCUAGUUGAGUCAGUGGCUUGAAACUUUUAAAAGCUCUGUGCUCCAAGUUACAAAAAAGCUUUUACGAGGUAUCAGCACUUUUCUUUCAUUAGGGGGAAGGCGUGAGGAAAGUACCAAACAGCAGCAGAGUUUUAAACUUUAAAUAGACAGGUCUGAGUGCCCGAACUUGCCUUUUCAUUUUACUUCAUCCUCCAAGGAGUUCAAUCACUUGGCGUGACUUCACUUCUUUUAAGAGAAAGAGUGGUGCCCUGGCAACAUGGGUGACUGGAGUGCCUUAGGCAAGCUCCUUGACAAGGUUCAAGCCUACUCCACUGCUGGAGGGAAGGUGUGGCUAUCAGUCCUUUUCAUUUUCCGAAUCCUGCUGCUGGGGACAGCAGUUGAGUCAGCUUGGGGUGAUGAGCAGUCUGCCUUUCGUUGUAACACUCAGCAACCUGGUUGUGAAAACGUCUGCUAUGACAAGUCUUUCCCAAUCUCUCAUGUGCGCUUCUGGGUCUUGCAGAUCAUAUUCGUGUCUGUACCCACACUCUUGUACCUGGCUCACGUGUUCUAUGUGAUGCGAAAGGAAGAGAAACUGAAUAAGAAAGAAGAGGAACUCAAAGUUGCCCAAACUGAUGGUGUCAAUGUGGAGAUGCAUUUGAAGCAGAUUGAAAUAAAGAAGUUUAAGUAUGGCAUUGAAGAGCAUGGUAAGGUGAAGAUGCGUGGGGGCUUGCUGCGAACCUACAUCAUCAGUAUCCUCUUCAAGUCUGUCUUCGAGGUGGCCUUCUUGCUGAUCCAGUGGUACAUCUAUGGAUUCAGCUUGAGUGCCGUUUAUACUUGCAAAAGAGAUCCCUGCCCACAUCAGGUGGACUGUUUCCUCUCGCGCCCCACGGAGAAAACCAUCUUCAUCAUCUUUAUGCUGGUGGUGUCCUUGGUGUCUCUUGCAUUGAAUAUCAUUGAACUCUUCUAUGUCUUCUUCAAAGGCGUUAAGGAUCGUGUGAAGGGAAAGGGUGAUCCUUACCAUGCUACCACUGGCCCACUAAGCCCCUCCAAAGACUGUGGAUCACCAAAAUAUGCAUAUUUCAAUGGCUGCUCUUCACCAACCGCUCCCCUCUCACCCAUGUCUCCUCCCGGGUACAAGCUGGUUACUGGCGACAGAAACAAUUCUUCUUGCCGCAAUUACAACAAACAAGCAAGUGAGCAAAACUGGGCUAAUUACAGUGCAGAACAAAAUAGAAUGGGGCAGGCAGGAAGCACCAUCUCUAACUCCCAUGCACAGCCUUUUGAUUUCCCCGACGAUAACCAGAAUUCUAAAAAACUAGCUGCUGGACACGAACUACAGCCACUAGCCAUCGUGGACCAGCGACCUUCGAGCAGAGCCAGCAGUCGCGCCAGCAGCAGACCUCGGCCUGAUGACUUGGAGAUCUAGAUACAGGCUUGAAAGCAUCAAGAUUCCACUCAAUCGUGGAGAAGAAAAAAGGUGCUGUGGAAAGUGCACCUUAGGUGUUAAUUUUGUUCCAGUGGAGGUGGUACUCAACAGCCUUAGUCAUGAGGCUUAGAAAACAAAGACAUUAGAAUACCUAGGUUCAUUGGGGGUGUCUGGGAUUAGGUGGGUGGAGCGGGAGGGGAUAAGAAAGGUACAUGUUGAUAUUUAAUGUAGUGGAUUCAAUGAACUUAAAUUCUAAAUAAGAGUUCCAUUAGGUGAUACACAAAUAAGGGUUUUUUCUCCCCCUGACACCCCUAAGAAUGAUUCUGUGUAUGUGAAAGAGUGGGUGAUAAUUGUGGCUAAAUAUUUUUUGUUUUUUAACCAAGAAACUGAAAUAACUUUGGCCAGGAAUAAAUACUUCCUGAACGUCUUCUUUUCAACAAGAAAAAGACGGAGGAUUGUCUUUAUGUCCCCGCUAAAACAUUCCAUUGUUAAAAUUUGCACUUUGAAGGUAAGCUUUGUAGGCCUGACCCUCCAGGUGUCAAUGGACUUGUGCUACUAUAUUUUCUUUUUAUUGGUAUCAGUUUAAAAUUCAGACAAGGCCCACAGAAAAAGAUUUUCCAUGGAUUUACAAAUCUCAGCAUUAUAUUUACAUUCUUUUUACAUCCACUUUCACCAUAUCAUUACCAUCACUUUUUCAUCAUUCCGCAGCUACUAUUCACAUUCAUUUAAUGGUUUCUGUAAACAUUUUUAAAACAAUUGGGAUGUCACUUAACAUUUUUUUUGAGUUAGAGUCAGGGAAGCAAGCCAUGCUCAAUAUUUAACAAUCACUUGUAUGUGUAUGUGUGUGGAAGAGUGUUUUCUUUGUCAUGUAUUGGUACAAGCAGAUGCAGCAUAAACUCACAAACACAGAUUUGAAAAUAAUUCACACUCAGUGUUCAAAUUUGAACCUUUCUCAUGGAUUUUGUGGUGUGGGCCAAUAUGGUGUUUACAUUAUAUAAUUCCUGCUGUGCAAGUAAAGCACACUUUUUUUUUUUUUUUUGCCUAAAAUGUUUUGCCCCAUGUAUCCUAUUAUGGAUACUGGUUUUGUUAAUUAUGAUUCUUUUUCUUUUC
Propithecus coquereli (Coquerel's sifaka) is the source of this 2531-nucleotide messenger RNA. RefSeq names its product gap junction protein, alpha 1, 43kDa (gene GJA1). The record is from RefSeq and is a predicted model, not a curated record. The transcript is spliced from 2 exons. Gene Ontology annotation, biological process: heart development; cell-cell signaling. Gene Ontology annotation, cellular component: connexin complex. Bases 273 to 1421 code for a protein of 382 amino acids. Lineage: Eukaryota; Metazoa; Chordata; Mammalia; Primates; Indriidae. Gene Ontology annotation, molecular function: transmembrane transporter activity.